This is a messenger RNA of Candoia aspera, 1789 nucleotides long. It is a transcript of the gene IRF8, whose product is annotated as interferon regulatory factor 8. NCBI's taxonomy places the organism in Eukaryota, Metazoa, Chordata, Lepidosauria, Squamata, Candoiidae. The transcript is spliced from 9 exons. Gene Ontology annotation, molecular function: protein binding; DNA-binding transcription factor activity, RNA polymerase II-specific; RNA polymerase II cis-regulatory region sequence-specific DNA binding. The record is from RefSeq and is a predicted model, not a curated record. Gene Ontology annotation, biological process: regulation of transcription by RNA polymerase II; immune system process. The coding region runs from base 64 to 1344 and encodes 426 amino acids. Gene Ontology annotation, cellular component: nucleus.
UUGGGCGGACCGUGCGGAAGGGGCGCCCGGCCUUCUCCCCUCGCUGCAGCCGGCCCCGUCCAGAUGUGGAGCAGGGUGUGUGACCGAAAUGGUGGAAGACGGCUCAGGCAAUGGCUGAUUGAACAAAUCGAUAGUGGAAUGUAUCCUGGGCUGAUCUGGGAAAAUGAAGAGAAAACCAUGUUCCGUAUCCCAUGGAAACAUGCAGGAAAACAGGAUUAUAAUCAAGAGGUGGACGCAUCUAUUUUCAAGGCAUGGGCAGUAUUCAAAGGAAAAUUCAAAGAAGGUGACAAAGCAGAGCCAGCGACAUGGAAGACCAGACUACGUUGCGCCUUAAAUAAGAGCCCGGACUUUGAAGAAGUGACUGAGAGGUCACAGCUUGACAUUUCAGAGCCUUACAAGGUUUACCGCAUCGUUCCAGAGGAAGAGCAAAAAUGCAAGAUGGGGAUGGGGACCAGAUGCAGCUUGAAUGAGGUCACAGACAUGGACUGCAACGCUUCCUCCAUAGAAGAGUUAAUGAAGGAGCCUCCCUCAGCUGUGGAGGAGUAUCUUGGCACAAUCAAAAGAAGCCCUUCACCACCACAGGAGAGCAGCAGAAAUCCACCCAUCCCAGACUGGUGGAUGCAUCAGUCAAGUCAUGCUUUGUCCCUGAUGACUGGGUUUGCUGCGUACGAGCCUCUUCUAGGCUACUCCCAAAUGGUGAUCAACUUCUACUAUGGAGGGAAGCUGGUGGGGAGCACAACCACCUCUUGCCCCGAGGGCUGCCGGAUCUCCCUGGGAGAGGUGCCCUAUUGCUUGGAAAGCUUGGAACAUGUGCAGUUCCCAUCUGCAGAGCUGAUACCCAACGAGCGCCAGAGGCAGAUUACCAGAAAGCUCUUUGGGCACCUGGAACGGGGUGUCCUUCUGCACUGCAACAAACAAGGCAUCUUCAUCAAGCGGCUGAGCCAAGGAAGGGUCUUCUGGAGCGGGAACACCAUGGCCUGCAAGGAGAAACCCAACAAACUGGACCGGGAUGAGGUGGUCAAAAUAUUUGACACCAACUACUUCCUCAGAGAGUUCCAUCAGUAUUAUAACAGUCAAGGCCGCUUCCCAAACAGCAAAGUGAUCCUGUGUUUCGGAGAGGAAUUUCCAGAUGCCGUCCCCUUACGCUGCAAGCUGAUCCUGGUUGAGAUUGAGCAGCUGAGCAUCCGGCAGCUGGUGGAGGAAGCCCGGAAGAAUGAAAACAGCGCUUUGGGCCCCCCAGCAGGAGAGGAGGUGCAUUAUGAUCAGAUGUACAGGAACUUCCAGGAUUCUUGUGGACCUCAUCAAAGACCCAUUUUCAGAGAAAACCAGCAAAUUACCGUUUGAGACUCUGGGGCAGAAUAUUUCAUUAAUUUUUCAAGCUUUUUUUCCCUUCUUCUUCCGCCUCCCCAAUCUUACAGCUUAGAUCUUCCACACUGAAAUUUUCCUUUUUGGAUUUUUAAAAAAUGUUUUGUAUGUAAAUGUAUAAAGGGUUUAAAUAUAUAAGGGCUUGUUUUCCCCCCUUUCCUUUCAGAAUUUAACACAAAAAGCCUCAACUGCAAAUCGCUUUGAUCUUCCCAACUACUGCAAGUCCCACAGAAAGUUGCAUUUUCAAGAGCAUUGGCGCAUGUUGUCCUUUUUAAAGUGAGGGUGUAACAAUCGCACCCAAGCACUUCUUCAGUUUCCCACAAAGGGUUUGAUUGAGCAUUGUUCUGGGGGAAUUAAUGGAAAUUAAAAGGGUUGCUGGGCCUUGUGGUCUGUGUCGUUGGGAAGUCUUCAGGGCAAGAACCAG